AAGUUCUGUCUCAAAUGCAGUUUUCUAAAAUACUAAAAUUCUCUUUAUCUCAUAUACAGUAUAUAAUUGAAAUUAUGCUGUUUUGAAUUAUUUAUGAUUAUCACUCUCAUUAUGCUCUUUUAACAGUUUUCUUCUGUGAAAGUUUCAAAAUAGCAGUGUGUAGGUUUUAUAGCCUUUUGUAAAAACCCUUAAUUGAUCAAGUGUAGUUAUAGCUCUUUCAUCUAAACUGUUCGAUACUGAAUUAAUUUCCCCUACAAAUUCUUUAAAGGAAGUUGGCUGAUAUAGAUAAAAUUUAGUAUGUACCUAAAUGUAUGUCAGGAUAUUUCAGUUGAAAUGAAAUGACAGCCCACUGUUUAUUAAUGAGUUUAUCUUACAUAGUUUUGAGGGGAUUUUUUUUAAAAAAUUGACAUGUUGGUGGAGACUGGUAGAGGUAGCUAACUAUCAAGGAUUUUGUGAGCUGCAUACCCUAGCAAUAAUGAACAUUUAUAAGAAGUAAAUGUUUCUUAACAUAUAAAAUUUCUGUGAUACAAUGAACUAACAUACUUUGAAAAGUAAGAAGUGUCUGUGAGAGUCUUUAUCAUGCCUUUAUCAUGAGAACAGUGGAACACUUAAAGGGGACUUGUGGUGUCUUCUGGGAAAGGAUGUACAGAGAGCGGGAACGUGAGGGCCAGGUAAGGAGUUCUGAUUUUGAGCCGCAGCAACUCAGCCUGCUUUACAUCAGCAUCCACAAGGUUGAUGAAUGAGGUUGACGCGGCUCUGCCAGGACCUUCUGAACGAUUGUGUAAGAUGUGGUGGGAUGGAGCAUCUCCCAUAAGACACGCCCAGGUUUCAGAGUCACAGCCCUGCAGUGGGCCCUGGGGGAUCCUCUCCAUUUCUCCUCUUGUGCUGGCUCCCUCCUGUCUUCGGCACCUUUCCUUCCCAGUCUAGGCCACAUGGGGCAGCACUUCCACCUGUUCUUUUUUAUCCUUCCCAGCGUCCCCUUUAGUAAAACCCCAGCCCUGUCUAGCCAGGCUGGGAAGCAGAGGGGAGGACCUCUGCUGGGGACUGGUGACCCUCAGACAACCUCAAUCCUUCUUGGAUAUUUCAUGGAGAAAAUGGGGAAGCGUGGAGCAGAAAUCCCCCCCAAGUCCCAAUUCUUCUCACAGCCCACAAACCUGCCUAGUUCCAUCUCUGUCAACCUCCUUCCUGACCGCUGGAGUGGGAAAAGGGUUCCCCCUGUAAGGCUAACACUAACACCUCCUCUAGUUUCUGCAUCUGAUCCUCUUUCCCUGUGUUCAGACACCUCCGUUCUUCCAUCACCCCCCUCUCUCCCGGAUCUUCAGCCUCUGUCUCUCUCAGCAUACUCAUUCUCCCAUUUUUAUUUAUUAAAAUCACUUCUUUUGGCCUCCUAUCCCUCUCUCCUUCCCUUCAUAACCCAGCACUUUGAAUGUCAUUUAUGUUCACUCUGUAAACAUUUGACUUCCUGUUUGGGUAUUUGGGGGGUUUGUUUUUUAUUGAAGUAGAGCUGAUUUAUAAUAUUGUGUUAGUUCCAGGUGUAGAGCAUAAAUUUGGGGUGUAAUUCCCUGUGCUCUACAGUAAAUCCUUAUUUCUUAUCUAUUUUAUGUAUAGUAGUUAAUAUCAGUUAAUGUCAUGCUCCUAAUUUGUUGGGUAUUUUUUAAUAUACUCUUCCUUCUGCCCUGUAUACUCUUGCAUGCAUUUCUACCUGGUGGACACUUUCUCAUCUUUUCACUCUUAACACAGAUAACACCCACGACUGCCCACCUAGAUUAGGUCUUGCCCUUCUGUGCACACUUAGCUUCUUAUUCUUAUCUGUAUUAUGGCCAUAAUAUUAAUAACGCUUGAACACUACUGGACUAGCCAUUGUGCAGUAUUAUUAUUAUGUUAGUAGUGAUACUAUAGCACAUUGCUUUGUCCUUAAGAGAACUAAGAGAUAUUUUCAUCCUGAUUCUAUUAAUAAGGAAAUUGAAUAGCAGAGAAGUAACUUGAACCCCACUGUGUUCCCCUCAAGCCUGUGCUGAGAGCCAGCAGGUCUCACACUUGAUCAGGUCAGAAUCACCUAGAGGGCUUGUGAAAACAGGUCGCUGCUCUCGCUCUCAGACUUCCCAAUUCAGUAGAUCUGGGGUGGGAGAUGAAGCAUUUCCAACAAGCUAGUAGAUGGUGCUGUUGCCUCUGGCACUGAAAUCAAUUGCCCCUCGCUGCUAAUCACUCUAUUUACCUUGUCUCUUUACUUGUCUCUCUCCAGCUAAAAUGGGAGUUCCUUAGGGCAGGAGCUGGUUCUGUUCUUUUUUUUUUUUUUUUUUAAUGUCCACAUUCCCAGCAUCUAGCAAAGCAGCCUGGCAGGUGGCCAUCUAUGAUGCUAUUCAAGACCUGGAUAAGAAGUUUGAUGUUAUUCAUGGAAAGGUUUCAAAAAUUCACCGUUACCGUUGCUGUAUGAAGUCAAUGUGGCAAAGCCGUAAACUACAUGGACAUAGAUAUAAAAAUUAUAAUUACCAGCAUUCUAGAAAGAGCAGAAGCCUGAAAAGGAAGAGAAGGGACCUUACCUCUUCAUUAUCUCUCACUGAAAGUUAUAGCCCCACUAUACCAGUAAGCAGGCAGGAUAAUGAUUCCCAGAGCAACACUUUGGAAAUACCUAUCGAGUCCCAGAAGUCCCCAGAGCGGGAGCAGGAGUCAUUCAUCCAGGAUCAGGAGCCAGAUCGCAACGAGAGCCCAGGGAUCCCUGCCAUCUUCACACAACCCUAUGAGCCAUACGAAUACAUGCAGGAGGAAUCCAUGCAGGUUCCUUCUUACUACGACAGCCCACAGGCCCACAGCACCACCAAUUUCUUCCCACCGAACCAGGCCACUGUAAUUCCAACUGCAACCAUACUGACCCAGAUGGAACCUGAACCAAUACCUGGCCCUGAUGUUGUGACCUAUCCACCUUUAUUUGAUCCCCAGCCCUCCAGGCCUAAUAUCUCACCUCCCUGCACGUCAGACGCUUAUGCUCCAACUUCACCAGUUAGAAAUCGCCCGGAUUUCUUCAGAGAUAACUUCCCUGAGGACCCCUCAACCUGGUCCGUGGAUGAAGUGAUCACGUUUCUGCAAGAUGUAGAUCCUCUGACACUCGAUCCCCUGGUUGACCUCUUCAGGGAACAUGGCAUUGAUGGGAAAGCUCUGCUACUGCUCAAGAGUGACAUGCUGAUAAAGUACAUGGGGCUUAAGGUGGGGGCAGCCUUGAAGGUGUGCCACUACGUGGAAGGACUUAAAGAAGGAAGAUACAUCUACAAUUUAUAAACCACGUAUAGGUUAGACUGGACUUAAUUCUGGGAAGACUAGUGCUGUCUUUGCUCUGCCGUUAGAAGUUUUUGUUGCAUAGAAGGUUCCUUUAAGAUAUGGUGUAUCCAAAAUAGCAGAACCGAGGACAGUCCAGUCUAUUUCUUUAGAAGUCGUUUAAUAUAUUAGUGCUAGCAUAGUCAAACUGGUUGUUUGUUCUUAUCUUUUCAUUAUUUUCAUUGUAUAGUUUACAGAUAUACUUCAUGCAGGAAACAGAAAUACCUUUUGAUUUUGGUUAAUGUUUAUAUGUAAAACCAAAACAGUCAAAUCCCAAAGGGCAAAAUAUCAGGCACUGACAAGCUUUCUAAAGAAAUCCAUAUGACAUUUUCCUUAGAAGAAAAUUUAAAGUUGCAACUGUAGGUAUCCUGUUUUUCUCAAAUAUUUUAUGUCUGUUACUGCAAUGUUCUGUUUGUAUUCUACGGGUUUCCCAAAAGGGAAUAGCCACAUAUAUUAUUCUCUUUUAUGUUAUUAUUUCACUGUAUGUUUUAUCUGUCCCUACUAGAAGGAAAAAAACAGCCUUUUAAGAUUUCAUGAGGCGUUCUUAACAGUUUUUAAAAAAAUUAUCACAUAGUCAUUUCAUGCAAGAGAUACUACACUACAGGGGUGGUUUGGAUUGAGUCUGACUAUAUUCUUUUCAACUAAAUACAUGUUAUUUUACAACUUCCAUAUUUUGUCUAAACUUGGACAUUUAACUAGGCAUUCAUUGCUCACAUCUCUCCAUGAAGAUGCCUAUGUCUGAGUUUUUUAAAGAUGUGUUUUAUUGUCUCUUCAUUCCUCAUAUGGAUACUGUUUUGUAUUUAUAUUUUAUUCUGUACGUGAAGUAUACACAUAGUUAAAUUCUUUUUUAAUUUAAAAUGGCAUUUUACACUUCCACUGAGCUAAAGACCAUCUCUAUAUAUAGUGAGUUUUUUAAUUCUUUAAAACACAUGCAAAGUGUUUGCUAUCACUGGUACCUCUCAGCUCACACUUCAGGGUUUCCGUACAGGGAAGUUCUAUCUUGUGCAAUGUUUCUAGUUAAUUUCCUUUCUGAGCCAUUUAUCUUUUAAACUUUAGACAAGUACACUAAUUCUGAUUUGAACUUUACUUUAAAAAUUAGAACCUUCAUGUGAAACAUUCAUUGUUAUUUUAUUUAUUACAUCAUAUGUUGUAUAAUAUUCAGUGUAAUGUUAAUAAGCUAUGAGAAAUGGUGUUGGUUUUAUUAGCCAUUUGUUAUAAAUGCCAAUAAGAUGUUCUCCAGGGCUAAGAAUAUACAUUAUCUUUUUAGAAAACCAAGUGUACCUUAUAAGCAAAUAUAACUACUUACUGGGCAUAUAUGAUUUAAAGGACAUUUUCAUCUGUGUUAUUCCUUUUGUGUUAGAAGAUUCAGACUUCAAUUUGGUCUUUUUUCAAACUGUUUAUGUGAAGAUGCUGUGCCCACUUGAACAGUCCUCAGGUGUUUGUAUAAGCACUAUGUUUUACAGUUUUUAAAUAUAAUAAAGUUUAAUAAAGCUGUUAAUGUCAAAGCCUCA
Messenger RNA from Odocoileus virginianus texanus, 4820 nucleotides. The record is from RefSeq and is a predicted model, not a curated record. NCBI's taxonomy places the organism in Eukaryota, Metazoa, Chordata, Mammalia, Artiodactyla, Cervidae.